GUCCUUUUCAACCGGCCGCCACACCCUGCGGGAGAUCUUUUCAAGCCAGGUCGGUAGAAAUGGCUGGCAGACAUAGCUCCAGAAAUCUACUUAACCCCUCGGAUCAUCGUGCCGUCACACUUCAUGAUUCUUCUCUUGUACUUUCGUUGGCGCAGCGAUGGGGGAGCUCGACGACAAGAUUGAGCCUGUGCAGGCUACCGUGAACGAGGUCAAGUCCUCUGAAGAGUCGCCUCAGCCCGAUUGUCAGCAUGAAGAACGUAUGGAUGGCGCUGUGCUUUCAAUCGUCUGUGGUGCAGCCAUUCCAUGCUUGUUGAUUCUGAGCAUAGUGGCUGCGGUCAUUGGGGUCAUCUACGUCAAGCAUGUCGACCGUUAUAAAGGUUGGCCUGAGCUACAUAGCAACUUGUCGGAGCCGACUUCCUCGGGUGGCUUGUGGUCUACACUCAGCAACUGGAGGCAGCACGGCGGCAACGCUGCGUUCUAUAUCAACUUCAACCCCAGCUCACUGACGGCUCUCGUCUCCUUGACCAGCAAAAUCAUUCCCUAUCUGUCGAGCUCCAUCAUGGCCUUGGUCUCGUUCUUCGCUGCUCGUCGGAUCAUCAACAUGUCCAAGGACAGCGAAGCCACCGACUUACUCUCACCGCAUCAGCUGACGAUUCUCAUCCAACUCCUAGGAGGCAGUAGCUUCGCUCCGCUCAAAGAUUGUGUACACUAUCAUGUCAAGCACAAGCAAAGAUUCAUUGCGCCUAUCUCACAUGCGUUCGGAGCCUUAGUCGUGGUCACUGGUCUUGGCAUCAUCAUUCCACUAGUUGAUACGUGGUUUGCCACUACCGUUACGCCUGUGAAAGUUGUUGUUCUCGAGAAAAGCGUUAAUGUGUCCUCGUACGGUCGACAAAUAAGGUGCCAGGACUGCAUAUACUACAACGAAACCGUUUUUGGCGACGUCAGACUACCUUACAAUCUAGACUGGUUCGACGACCCAGACGCAAAGGACACCAACGCAAUUUUCCUCUGGGAGGCCGACGAAUCCAUCAACACACUAAAGAUCCAAUCAGACACCAACUGGAUAUGGGAACAUUGGAAUACAGAGGACAACGCAACCUACUAUCAAGCUUACCUGGCGGACAAAGCCAUUGACGGCACGCGGGACUUCAAGACCAAAACCCUUUCGGUCGAGACCUCCUGUUGGCCUAUGACUUCCCAGUGUCUGCCAGCGGGCAACAAUAAAGAAAAUCCGGGGUACAUUGACACGGACUACUUCUUCAACUGUGGCUCUGGCUUCAACGGCAGCUUAUUGUCCAACGGCGCCACCAGUGCCGCAAGGUUCAACACAACCACCAACUCCGGCGGCGUCAUGGCCGGCAUCCAGUUCUCACCGAAUUUCAAUCUAAGUGGCAAGAUCCCCCACUCGGAGUUUGCCAGUUUCCAGAACCCAUUGAACUUCGGCGCUUGGUCUGUCGGCUGGCAGGUGCCUCCCGCGAACGAUACUGGCUUCGACGAAGCUUGGGAUGUCGACCCCGAGAUAUACUACGACUACUACUGGAACUACAUCUGGAUGCUGAAUUGCACGGCCACCAUCUACGAAACGACCUACUCGGCGGUCAACCGCACCAACAUCACAUUCGUGGAAUCGGUCAAAGCACCCGCCGACGUUGGCGGGAUGUUGUCGUUUCCCUUCGUCUCAGGCUUGCCCGCGACCAUGCUGGCCCUGGCGGAAGCCUCAACCUCGAUCGCCCAGACCAACAGUUCGUACAACCUGGCCGACCUUUGGUCCCGCAAGUUUUCCCAAUAUGCUCUCUCGCUGCUCGCCGGGUCGAUGCAGCCCAGGACCAACCUCGUCGAACAGCUUCGUGAUAACUCCUACGGUGCCACGCGAGUGCCCAUGGUCCCGCUGUUCGCGCUGAUCGGGCUCAAGCUGCUUUAUUGUGUCGCCGUCUUGAUCCUCGCCGCCGCCGUGUGGCACUUUACGGAUCCCCUGGUCUCACAGUCGGUCAAGGAACGUCUCAGCGUCAAGGGUCUGGCCGCGGCUUACUUCGCAGACGGGGCAGGGUCCCACCAGCAAGCCGCAGUCAAGAACGUCGAGCAGCUCUUCCAAAAGCCGCAGUCAGGAGCCUCGGGCGACGGUGGUGACGCCGAGGCUGCACGGGGUCCAGCCGAGGAACCGAAAGUGGCCAUGAAGCAGACAGAGCUUGGAGGUUGGCAGUUCGUCAAGGUCGUGUCAAAGAAGGUCUGGACGCACGUUGAGCCCAUCGUGGAGAAGCAGGUGAUCUUCCAGGCCAAUGCGGGUGACUUUGGUGUUGGUGGUAAGGACGUGGCCAAUUUCGUGAGUUUGGUGAGGUAAACAAACAGCGUCAUGAGCGUCAACUGUAGCGUUUCAUUGAGCAUUGAGCGCGCAUGCUAAGCCUUGGUCUAUCUAUUCAUUUUCUGUCGGUUCUUAUAGCGACGGUGUUCCUGGGGUUAUCUAGACCAGUAACUUAUACAGCGCAGAUGACUUCAUUACUGAUUUUACGACUGAUGUUGGACGGGAUAACUGUUAUACUUAGUAGAAUAAUUC
Messenger RNA from Exophiala xenobiotica, 2551 nucleotides. RefSeq lists its product as uncharacterized. The coding region runs from base 158 to 2338 and encodes 726 amino acids. The transcript has 2 exons. Lineage: Eukaryota; Fungi; Ascomycota; Eurotiomycetes; Chaetothyriales; Herpotrichiellaceae. The record is from RefSeq and is a predicted model, not a curated record.